Penaeus monodon (black tiger shrimp) is the source of this 1373-nucleotide messenger RNA. Its product is annotated as insulin gene enhancer protein ISL-1-like. Bases 103 to 1278 code for a protein of 391 amino acids. The transcript is spliced from 9 exons. Gene Ontology annotation, molecular function: DNA-binding transcription factor activity, RNA polymerase II-specific; cis-regulatory region sequence-specific DNA binding. The record is from RefSeq and is a predicted model, not a curated record. Gene Ontology annotation, biological process: positive regulation of transcription by RNA polymerase II; neuron fate specification; axonogenesis. NCBI's taxonomy places the organism in Eukaryota, Metazoa, Arthropoda, Malacostraca, Decapoda, Penaeidae. Gene Ontology annotation, cellular component: nucleus.
UGGCAGUAUGGAGCCGUGGCGAGCAUAUCCCUAACUACAUAACUUACACCUGCUGUGUACCUAUACAAUUGUUGCGCCAACAUUCCGCCAUCGUCUUAUACCAUGGCUACGGCCUCUCAAGUGUUGCACCGGGACAAGAGGCAGUUUGGCGAGACACAGCCCGGCCUGGUGAGAAUGGAGCCAGGCGGCCGAGUCUCCGCCUGCAUGGGCUGCGGCGCCGUCAUCAACGACCAGUACAUCCUGCGCGUGGCACCGGAUAUGGAGUGGCACGCUGCCUGCCUCAAGUGCGUCGAGUGCCAGCAGUUUCUUGACGAGACCUGCACUUGCUUCGUGAGAGACGGCAAGACCUAUUGCAAGGGGGACUAUGUCAGAUUAUUUGGUGCAAAAUGUGAUAAGUGCGGGAGUGUGUUCACGAGAACGGACAUGGUAAUGCGAGCGAGAUCGAAAAUAUUCCAUCUGGAUUGUUUUAGAUGCAGGUGUUGCGGAAAACAGCUGUUGCCCGGAGACGAGUUCGCCCUCAGAGAAGACGGCCUCUUCUGCCGCUACGACUUCGACGCCAUCAAGGAGGAGACACGAGACCACGAAAUGACGGACGACAACCACAACACGGAUCCCACGUGUCCGGUGCAGUUGGCGGGUGAGUCGUGGAGACGCGACACUUCAGGAAGAGUCCACAAGAGCGAAGGAAAGCCAACCAGGAUUCGAACGGUGUUGACAGAGAAACAGCUACAUACGCUGAGAACCUGCUACGCCGCCAACCCACGCCCAGACGCCCUCAUGAAGGAGCAGCUGGUGGAGAUGACGGGCCUGUCUCCUCGCGUGGUGAGGGUUUGGUUCCAGAACAAGCGGUGUAAGGACAAGAAGAGAGCGCAGUUCCUGAAGCAGGCGGCGUUACAGCAGGAGAAGAGCGGGCGAUUUGGAGCAUAUGGCGCCAUGCAGGGCAUCCCUCUGGUUGCCUCCCCGCCCGUGCAUGCAGAAGCAGCGCCCACGCCCUUGGACGUGACCGCCUACCAACCGCCCUGGAAGUCCCUCACGGAAUUCGCCCUCGCCCACGACCUGGAGAGACUCGACCCGUCGCACCCUCAGUACCAGCAUAUGAUACAACAGAUGCACGGCUACGGCGUCGAGCAGGACCACGCCCUUGCACACCACCAGCUCCCGCAGUACAUGGAGGAGGGAGGGCCGCCCAUGGGACACCCUUACUCGCAUCCUUCCUCUAACCCUUCGGCACAGUUCCCCGGCACACCCUCGGAGCUCUCCUCGACAUCCAGCGACUAGUGUUGGGCGGGCGAGUUUCUUCGCCUGCUCGCUGUGAUGGGGAUGGGCGUGUACCUGGCGCCCGCCCUGAGGAAUUUUAGUUGUUGAGGGAUUUG